This is a messenger RNA of Paramecium octaurelia, 1187 nucleotides long. Lineage: Eukaryota; Ciliophora; Oligohymenophorea; Peniculida; Parameciidae. The record is from the annotation of a GenBank genome assembly.
AUGAUUCCUGAAUAAUAAUAGGGAAUAACAGAGGAGGAGAAAGAACUCAUCCUCAUUGAAGAAUUGUCUUAAAAAUUGGAAGGCUUAUAUAAGGACAUGGAAUAAAUAAGGAGAGAGAAUCUGCUAUUUGAAUCUUAUAUUAUGCGAAACUCCAAAGAUUUACAGAGAGAAGACGAAGCUGAAGACAAAAAGUAGAAAACUAAAAAGAAAAAUUAACCAGUUGAUAAAAAAGUAAACCAAUUUUCGAUUGUAUUAGACUAUGUAAUUGACCAAUGAAGAAAAAUACGAAAUUGCUCAAUUUGAGAGUGACACUCUCAAGAAGAAUAUUGAAGAGGGCAGAAUUAGAUCAGAUUAAAUCUUAGAAACAUUGAGAGUAAUUUAUAAUUGAAGCUAUUUAGGCAAUAUUGGAAGAAACAGAUAAAGCUAUUACUGAAAUUAGAAAGGAUGCUUUUGAUUUCCAAAGAGAAAUCCUGUUUGCAGGUGAAAAUACUAGGACUGGUAAAAUAGAGGCAGAGAGAAUAGAAAAGUAUUUUAAAGAGAAAUUAGCAUAAAAAGUAAUAAAAAAUUACAAUUAAAUAUAGGAUGCUUAAAUUGAAAAAUAUAAAUAAAAAAAAGCCAAUAUAGAAUAAUAAAUUACUAAAACUAGCAAUUAAAUUUAAAAGAAAGAAGAAAUGGGUGAUGAUUUAAAGUUUAUUGACUUCCAUCAAUUAUAAAUUGAAAAUAAAAAGUAUGUUAAGUAAAUAGAUGAGAAAAAUAAAAAACUACUUGGAUUAAAAAUAGCCACUGGUAAAAUAUCCUCUGUUUUAAUCGAGGAAAGAAAUCAACUCUAAAAUGAAAUUGAUCAAUGCAAUAUACUUAUAUAAGAAAUUGAUGACAAAAACAAAAAAAUAGCUAAAACACAAGAACAAACAAAAAAAGUUAAAACUUAAAUAGCCUCCUUAACAGAAAAGAAGAAAAAAUUUGCAAUUCAACUUGAAUAAGUCAAUAAUGCAACCAAUGAAGAUAUUCCUAAAGUACAUCUUAUUAUAAAUCAAUAUAGGCUAUGACAUACGUAUUGCAGAAAAGGAAAGAAGAAGAAUUAGUCUAUAAGAUUAGAAAUACUAAUCGUAAAAUAGAAAUAGCAGAAUUAGCCUAUCAAAAGGCAUGUAAAGCAUUAGGCAUGAAUCCAAUAUAAUAAUGAAGCAUAU